AUGGCCACCGUCAACGAGAAGCAGCCCGCCACCGACGCGCCCCUCGCGCACGAGACCGCCAUCCACCGCGCGCUCGACUACCCCGUGAUCAAAGACACCCUCUCGACCUUUGACCACUACGCCCACUCGCACCCCUACAUCUCGUCCCUCUACUCGCGCACCCUCAGCCUCUCGCGCCAGAUCCUCGCUCACGUCCAGCCCGUCCUCCCCCUCGAGUUGGCGGACCAGUACGCGAACAAGACGCUCGAUGUCGUCGAGAAGUAUGUCCCGCAGGUCAAGAUGGAGACGGGAGAGUUGAUUGGAAAGGCGAGGGGGCCCGCCGAUGCCGCGUUCCAGACGGCCCAGGAGUACAGGCAGGGAAUCCAGUCUCGCAUCUCGCCCGUGACGGACCAGCUCUACCAGCGCAUCACGACCUCGCAAGCGCACCUCUCGUCCCUCCAAGACCGUCUCCAAAAGACGAUCAAGCAGCUCCCCCACGACACGGAGAGCCUCCAGUCUACGCUCCACUCGAUCCUCAACGAGGUCGACGGGUUGGUCAAGUCUGCUCAGUCGAUCCCCGCCAACGCCCAAGCGACCGCCAAGCCCGUCUUUGACGGAGUCGUCGAGGCUGCGGACCACAUUCGCAAGGAGGUCACUCGCACCGACAUCCCGAUGGGCGCCCGCGCGCAAAACGUCCUCACCUACACCCAGGACCGCCUCCAGCCCGUCGUCGAGCAGAUCAAGAGUUUCGUGCUCAAGAAGAAGGACGAGGUUGCCGAGACUGUCGAGGAGAAGGAGGGCGAGGGGGAGAAGCAGUGA
Molecule: messenger RNA, 798 nt
Organism: Rhodotorula toruloides NP11
Lineage: Eukaryota; Fungi; Basidiomycota; Microbotryomycetes; Sporidiobolales; Sporidiobolaceae
Product: peripilin-like protein
Exons: 6
Coding region: 1-798 (265 amino acids)
Source: RefSeq, a predicted model, not a curated record